AUGCCGCACCGCGGCAAUGACGACGAUCUCGCCGCGCCGCUGCUUCCCAACGCGCCGUCCUCUCCGCCCGCCGCGUCUCACGCGAUCGCCGCGCUGCCCGCUGCGGCGGGGCGCAGCGCCGCGUCGCCGUCGGCGGAGCACAUCACCGUUGCCGUCGUGCCGCCGCGCGCCGUCUACUCCACGCCCUUCGUGCAGGCCGGCGUCGCGGGUGUCGCCGGCGGCGUCGUCGGCGUCGCAGGCGUCGCAGGCGCGCCCGCUCUCCCUUCGGCGCUGAUCGCCGCAGCCAGGGGGGAUCAUAGCGGCUCUGGCUUGGGGCUGGCGGCGCUGGCGGAAUCGGCUGCAGGGGGAGGGGGAGGGGGAGGCGGAGAGGGACAAAUUGCGCAAGUCGUAGGGGUCUCAAGUGUGGAUGCCGGCGAGAAUGGCGGAUCCGGAGCGGGCGUGGGGAGUGCAGCGGCGGGAGGCAGGGAGGGGGAGAUUGCCGAGGGCGAAUCAGGAACGCCGAAAGGCCCUGUGCGAAAAAAACUCUGGCGAAUCGCGGACGACGACAGCGACAGCGACGGCGAGCAUGGCAACGUGGGCGACGCGACCCCAGCGAGUGCGGGGAAAGAAGCGGAUGGGGCGAUUUCCGAGGGCGGGCAUUAUGCGGGUAGCAGCCGCGGCAGCAGCAGCCAGGGGUGCGCGAGCACGGAAGGGCGCGCCGUGCGGGGCGCGGGUGGUGGGGGGUUGGGCGGCGAGCAGAGGGAAGCGGGUGGGGAGGGCAGUAGGCGGGCAACGGGCGAGGUGGGGGGAAUGGGAGGGGUGGGGGGAAUGGGAGGGGUGGGGGAGUUAGGGGGGGUGGGGGAGAGCAGCAGUGCGCGGGAGCGACGGUGGCAGGCGUUGCUGCGGUCGACAUCGUCGUACCACUAUGGCCGGCAGCACAGCACCGCACUCAGCACUGACUCAUCGCACUCCACCGCUCUGGCUUUGGACGACACGAGGUUCCACAGCAUGAGGGGGGAAAGCGAGUGGACCGAGGGGGGCGCAGAAGGGGCGAGAGGGAGCGCGGGUGGGGAGGAGGCGAGAGGCGCAGUGGGCAGCAUCGUGGGCUGGUUGCAUGCUGUUUGGCAUGGCAUUGUCACCAUAUUCCACCUCUUCCUCGCGUCGCUCCUCCGCCUGCCUGCCUGCACCGCCGCCUUACUCACCCGCCAGCUGGACGACGCGAGGGCGAACCCCAAGCUGGUGCUGCUGGCGCUCAAGGGCGGCGGGGCGGCGGCGCUCACGGCGGCGCUGUGCGUGGUGGACGUGGACGGCCGCUUGCCAUCGCUCGCCUCCAUCGGCGUGUGGGCUGUUGUCACCGUCGACCUCGUCUUUGAAGCCAACAUCGGCCUCUCCCUCGGCAAGGGUGUGAACCGAGUGCUGGGCACGCUACUGGCAGGGGCAGCAGCGCUGGCGGUGACGCACGUGGUGUCGCUCAUGGGGGGGCUGCACGUGGCCGUGCUGCUGCUGCUCGUCUUCCUCAGCGCCGCCCUCCCCAUCUACUACCGCAACCGGCCCCCCUUCAAAGACAGGUGGACGUACGCGAUGACGAUAAUGAUGCUCACCUUCCACAUCCUGCUGCUCUCCACGUACCGCAACCCCGAGAAGCUGCUCCUGCCGCUCGCGCGCUUCUCCAUGAUUCUGCUGGGCUUCCUCAUCGCGGCGCUCAUCAACCUCGCUCUCUUCCCCGCCUACGCCGGGGACACGCUGCACGCACUGCUCUCCAAAAACUUCGAAUCCGCCGCCACUCUGCUCUCCUGGUGUGUGGAGGAGUACGAGCGCGGCACGGUGUGGCGGCACGUGCCCACGCUGUGGAGCAUGCGCACAGGGGUGGCGGGCGGGACGGGCGCGCAAGGAGGCGUGGGGGACGGCAGUGGGGGGGACAAGCUGCGCGAGAUGUACCAUGCCAUAGUCAUGAGCGAUGCUGAGCUGGCAGCACUCCUCUUCGAGCCGCCGCAUGGGCGCUUCUUCGCGGGCUAUCCAUGGCAGCUCUACGAUGACGUCAGCGAUACCCUGCGCUGCCUGGUGUAUGACGUCAUCGCGCUGGACUCCAGUCUGCGGGCGGAGAUCCAGGCGCCGCUGGUGCUGCGACGGCUGGUGGGGCGCGAGAUGACUGCCAUCGCCCACGAGUGCAGCAGCACGCUGGCCUACCUGGCACAGUCCGUGCGCUCCUUCUCGUGGGCGGGGCCGCCCGACUCGCUGUUCCGUGCGGAGGAAGCUGCCAUGAAGCUGCAGCACCGGCUGUCGAAGCACAUCAGCCUCAUCCUCAUGCUGCCGCCGCCCUCCCUCGCCCACCGCCCCUUUGCGCUCUCCCGCCUCUCCGAGGCCGGAGGGGGGAGCGUUGGGGGGGGUGGGGGCGCUGGGGGGGACGAGGUCGCGUUUGACAGACUGGUGGUGCAUGGGGGGGACGAGGGGGGCGAGGGGGGCGAGGAUGGGGGAUGGGCGGAGGAUGGGGAGGCGGUGGUGAAGAGCUGCAUUGAUAUGGGUGGGGAGGAGGUGGGCAAUGGCGAGGGAGAGGAGGGGAAACGGCAGAAAGGGGUGGUGGAAUCCGCUUCGCCCAGAGCACAGAGGCUGUCCCGCCCAGGCAGUCCCCUCUGCCUCUCCCCCCGCCACCCGCACGGCCUCUCGCCCUCCCCCACCACCGCCGCACCUGACCCGCAUGCACCACCACUCACCACAGCGGCGGCAGCAGCGGUGGGAAUGAUGGGCGCACUGACGCCGUCAGAAAUGUCUCUCGCAGAGGGGCUGGCCGGCUAUGCUGCCACAUGGGGACCGGCUGGUGCCGGAGGCUCGGGCGACGCAGGAGGAUCGGCGGGCGGCACGGGCGGUGUGGGCGGCACGGGGAGUGUGGGCGGCAUGGGGAGUGUGGGCGGCACGGGGAGUGUGGGCGGCACUGGGAGUGUGGGCGGCACGGGGAGUGUGGGCGGCAUGGGGCGGAAGAAGCCGUCGGUGGCGGAGUGGCGGCAGGAGCUGCUGCAGCGGCAGGCGUCGAUGGGCGGCGCGUGGGACCGCACGGUGGAGCGCAUCGCAGCGCUGUCGCUUGUCAAGGUGGCGGCGCUGCUGCUGGAGGUCGUGGCCAAGCUGCACUUCGUGGUGCAGCGAUCCGAGGAGCUUGCACUCGCUGCUCGCUUCGAUGUCAUGGGUCCUUAG
Messenger RNA from Closterium sp. NIES-65, 3165 nucleotides. Lineage: Eukaryota; Viridiplantae; Streptophyta; Zygnematophyceae; Desmidiales; Closteriaceae. The record is from the annotation of a GenBank genome assembly.